AUGUCACAGAAAUCCAUUAAACAUUCCGGAUCGACUCCAGACCUUUCAUUGGAAACUGUUUCGCGCCGCAAACGGGGUCAUAACGAUGAAUUCACAGAAGCAUUCGAACAAUUUAAGAAGCAAAUUAUGGAUACAUUACUCGAAUUCAAGUCGGAUAUUAGUCGAGAAACUGCGGAGAUUAAGGAUUCCUUGAAAACCAUCAAUGAGGUCACUCAAGAACUAAAAUGUGAGGUAAACUACAUCCGAGAAGAAUACUCAGCAAUGAAGAAGUCGUUUGACAUUUUGGAUACUGCUGAGAAAAAGGUGCAAGAGGAGAUAACUACUUUUAAAAAAUCACUGAAAUUCCAUAGCGAUAACCAAGACGAUAUUAUAAAAAAGGGGGUUAACAGUAUCAGCCAUUUCCAAACCGAAAAUCAGAAUAAAAUACUAAAUUCCAAUAUAAAUGAACGCGAGCAAAGGGAUAGAUUGUUGAACGUAGAAAUUGUUGGAGUGCCGGAAAUGCCACAAGAAAACCUAAUGCAAUUUACUGAAAACCUUGCGAAUCAUGCCGGUGUUGUAAUAAUCCGUGAGAAUAUAUUACAUGUAAAUAGUGGCUUCUAA
Messenger RNA from Arctia plantaginis, 600 nucleotides. The record is from the annotation of a GenBank genome assembly. Lineage: Eukaryota; Metazoa; Arthropoda; Insecta; Lepidoptera; Erebidae.